Messenger RNA from Pyrus x bretschneideri (Chinese white pear), 1360 nucleotides. RefSeq names its product protein BOLA4, chloroplastic/mitochondrial-like. The record is from RefSeq and is a predicted model, not a curated record. Lineage: Eukaryota; Viridiplantae; Streptophyta; Magnoliopsida; Rosales; Rosaceae. The transcript has 2 exons. Bases 669 to 1166 code for a protein of 165 amino acids.
CGCUUCCUCUUCCCUUCUUCCUAUUUUUUCAUCAUUUUCCCCAUAAUUUAUGAAUAUAUAGGCUGCUAUACUUCUGUUUUUACUGUUUUACGGCUUCUAUAGUGGAUUGCUUUUGAUGGGUUAGUGAAGAUUUAAUUAAAUAUAGUAAUUAGGGGGGUAAUCACUGGAUUUGAUAUUGUGGGUUUUGAAGAUUACUGUGAAUUUAGUUGAAGGAUUCUGCAACGAUGGGAAAUGAUUAUUUCAUUUGGUACAGCUAGUGAUAAAAUUUGGACCCUUUAGUUUAAGGCCAGUUUGGAAAUGCUUCUCAUGAAAGCACUUCUGGCAAAUGUUACUAGAAGCGCCUUUAGUUGGUUAUCUAAACGCAGUUCCAAACAGAUUCUUAGGCGCUUGUUUAGGAAUGCUUCUGUAGGAAGCCUGCUUAUAAGCGCUUAUGCUAGAAGACCGUGUAUUAUAAAUAUGUUGAGUUUCUUCAAAAAGAGAUUAUGGGUAAAAGUGCUUUUAUGUUUUUCAGCCAAACGCAGUUAGAAGCGCUUUCAGAAGCAGUCCCAAUAUGGCUUAAUAUUGACUGUUAUUUGAACUUACAGGGGGUGCUCAAUUCUUGCAUUACAGUGCAACCUUACGUAGCUUAGAGUUAUUAGAGUUUCAAGUAGAGGUGUAGACAGGGAAGAAUGGCGGCCAAGUCAAUCAUGGUGCGUCCAUACGUGUUAUCAGCCUCCUGCGCCCUUACACGAGCUCUGCCAUCCUUAUUUUCUCAACCAAGGAAAACACUGUUGGUAUUUAAGAGCCAGAGCAUCAGAUUGUUGCACCAUAGAGCAAUUGGCAGUGAAAACAGGAGCAAUAUGAGAUUGGAAUACGGUGGUGUGAGGAGAUUCAGUCCUCAAGCUUCAAGCGUCGGAAAUGCAGGAUCCAUUGACUCCCCACUAAUAGAAUCCAUGAAGAAAAAGAUCAAGGAGGAGCUAAAUGCGGAAUCCGUUAGUGUAGAAGAUAUGAACGGGGAUGGCCGGCAUGUGGUCAUUGAUGUCGUCUCCUCAUCAUUUGAGGGACAGUCGGCUGUCAAUAGGCAGAGGAUGGUGUACAAAGCCAUAUGGGAGGAGCUUCAGAACACAGUUCAUGCAGUUGAUCAGAUGACUACCAAAACCCCGGAUGAAGUUUCUGGUAAGAAGUGAUGAUAGCGUUUAUUGGCGGAAUUUAAUUGUUGCAUUUGUUAGCAAGUGAUGGAUUGCCUUUGUGGAUAAGGCUUUUAUCUUAAAUCAACUGCGUCCGGAGUUCAAAUCAUCCCUUCCCCUUAGUCUAUUGCAAAACAAUUGUUGGAUUUGUUACAACAAUUAAAUUAGGCGACAAAGCCAAAUAUUAUUGUCAA